GAGGCCAAAAAGUGGUCGGCGACGCGCCGUGUCAGUUCAAGCCCCAAACCCGCCGCCCCCCUAAACCUCCCCUCUCCUCCCCUGACGAGGCGAGAGAGCGUGACGACGAGGCUCACGAGGAGCGGCAGCAGCGGAGUCAGAACCAGCAGGCGGCGCAGCCCCUGCAGCAGACGGCGGUCGAAUCGCGGGGGAGAGGUCGCCGGCGUGAGGGAGGUCCGUCCCGGCGACGCCGCGCAGCCGUUUUUCUCUCCGCCGUCCGGCCCGUCGAUCUCGUUUCUCAGUCCCCGCUGCUCUCCACCGGCCGAUCCCGCGAGCCCAGGCCGCAGAUCGUUCCAUUCCGCGAGGGGAGGCGAAAGGGAGCGCGGCCUUUGGACCAACCGGGGAAAGGCGAAGUGGGGAGGGAGAAUCUUCGGGUUUCGGCUUUAGGAGCUCCCGGCUCAUGGAUUUCUUCAAGCUCAAGAAGUUCGGCAAGGCCCGGAAGGGCUCCAGGCGUGAGGGAGAGGCCUUGGAGUGCGACGAGGACGCCAACGGAGGGAAUGUGGCUUCGGAGGGCGACAUCUCCGAGCAGAAUCCUGAGGCGGCCGCAGGGGCUGGUGUGGCCAAUGGGGGAGGGGCUGGUGUGGCCAAUGGAGGAGAGGAGGUUGGUGAGGAAGAGGAGGACGAGGACGACGAUUUCAUCACCAACGAGGUGAAGCGGCGGCUCAAGGAGAUGAGGAAGAACACCUUCAUGGUGCUCAUCCCGGAGGAGGAGAAUGCUGAGGUGGAGGAGGAUGAGGACGGGGAAGAGGAAGAGGAAGGGAGUAGCUCCAGGGAGUGGAUGGAGUCCGACGUCGGCGAAGGGUUCCCGCUAUGUGGCUUCGACUCGCUCUAUGAUAAGUACUCUCAGAGAAUGGUGGCGUUUGAUAAGACGAUUACACAGAUCUUUAAGGAUUCAGGGUCAUUCAACAUCUCAAAAAAGUCGCCUAGAUCAGCAUCAAAAUUGGCAUCAACCUUGCGCAGUCUAUCAUUCAAAAGGAGGGAUGAGCUUCAGGAGGACUGUGAGAAUCUUCAGCAGCAGCAGAGCGAGGAUGACCCUUACCAAAUACUCGAGACUGCUUAUGUUGCACAGGUUUCUUUAAGCUGGGAGGCUAUUCAUUGUACCUACAUGCACCUGAGUCUGAUACUGGCAGCACAGCCGGAGAAUCCCACCACCUAUAGCUGUGCUGCUCAAGCAUUUCAGCAGUUUCAGGUUCUGUUGCAGAGAUUUGUUGAGAAUGAACCAUUUGAGCAAGGUUCACGUUUUGAGAUAUAUGCACGUUCUCGGAGCUCCUUGUCGAAAUUGCUUCAGGUUCCCACUUUUCAAGUUGCAGACGGGAAAGAUAAUGCUGAAGACCAGACGGAACCAAUCUUGGCACCUGACCUCAUGAAAUUAUUAGAGGAGUGUAUCUUAACUUUUCGUGUUUUCCUGAAGAAGGACAAGAAAAAGAGCAGUGUCCUCAUGGGCGUUCAUGGCCAUACUGGAAGUUCGAUUCAGCAAGUUCAAUCCUCUCUGGAUAAGAAGGAGAUGAAGGUGAAAGAGCUGUUCAAGAAGAAAAAGGGAUGGAAGAGCAAGACCUGGCCGACCACAAUGGAGGAAGUGCAGCUGCUGUUUGCCCUGACGGACAUCAAAGUGGUGUCGAGGGUGUUGAGAAUGGCCAAGCUGAGCAAGGAGCAGCUGCUGUGGUGCGAGGAGAAGAUGAGCAAGCUGGACCUCUCCGACAACAAGCUGCGGCGGGAUGGAUGCCCUAUCCUCUUCCCCUGCUGACGCAUUUCCUUUGGCAGACAUAUGCUAGUUAGUGUUCGUUCGUUUGGCCCCUUCGCAGAGCAAGCGAGCAUGUCUGCUUCCUGGGCCGAUAUAUGUACAUCUUAGGCUGGAAUGUUUAUACUAAAGUCAAGUGUAGUACCCUAGCACCUAAAAAGAGAUUGGUGUUCCAUUCCAAUCCAGUUGUGUUGCUCUGCAUUAGUUUGGGGUUUUUAUGCAGCAUGGCAACAGCCUAUGGAAACCAGCUGGUAAAUUCAGAAAUAAACAUCUGGUAAAUUCCGGA
Triticum dicoccoides is the source of this 2063-nucleotide messenger RNA. RefSeq lists its product as uncharacterized. The coding region runs from base 440 to 1783 and encodes 447 amino acids. The record is from RefSeq and is a predicted model, not a curated record. NCBI's taxonomy places the organism in Eukaryota, Viridiplantae, Streptophyta, Magnoliopsida, Poales, Poaceae. The transcript has 5 exons.